Molecule: messenger RNA, 1447 nt
Organism: Passer montanus (Eurasian tree sparrow)
Lineage: Eukaryota; Metazoa; Chordata; Aves; Passeriformes; Passeridae
Gene: TMEM109
Product: transmembrane protein 109
Exons: 3
Coding region: 351-1040 (229 amino acids)
Biological process (GO): cellular response to gamma radiation; intrinsic apoptotic signaling pathway in response to DNA damage by p53 class mediator
Source: RefSeq, a predicted model, not a curated record
GGGACUGGGGAGAUCCCGGGGGGAUUGGGGAGAAGUGGGGAGCACGGGGGGUCUCGGGGGUGGCAGGGUCCCAUCCUGGAGUGCCCCGCUCCCUCCUUGGGGAAGGGGUGCCCCCCCUUCCCAGCCAGGCCCGGUGCCCUUGGCUGUGUCCCGCUGACUCUUGUCGAUCCCAAAAAUAGCCGGGACACCCGGGCCUGUGCUGGGGGGGGGGCAUGGAACUGGGCUGUGGGGCCUCCAGCCUCCCCUCCUGCUUGGGGGACCCCAAAACCAGCAAGUGAGCCCCAAAAGCAGCAGGGUUUCCCCCUCCCAGCACCCCCACAUGUCUGUCCCCACAGCUCCCAGGUUCCAGGAUGGGCAGUGCCGUGGGGCACGGGGCCCUGCUGGCCCUGCUGCUGUGGAUCCCAUUCCUCAUGGGAUCAGCGGGGGACGGAGCCAAGGAUGGGCAGGAGGGGUUCCGGGGACACGCCACCACCGUCUCCGAUGACCUGCUGCUGCGGCUGGGAAGAUCCACUUGGGACACCCUGGAAAACUGGGUGGGACAGCAGCCCCUGCGGAUGGUGGCGGAGAGCCUCUCCACCACGCUCUGGAUCGUUUCCUCUGGGAUCUCAGCAGCCCUGACCACGCUCUGUGGGAUCCUGGGCGAUCUCCUGGCCGCUUCCGGCAUCAGCGGCCACCGGCUGGUCCGAGCGGCAGCGCUGGCUCCCGGGGAGGUGCAGAGGGUGCUCCUGUGGGCCGUGGCCGCCCUGCUGGGAUCCUGGCUGCUAGCCCGGCUGCGGGGGCUGCUGCGGCCGCUGCUGCGCUGGGUGAAGCUUUUCUUUUUCCUCGGGGCCUUCCUGCACGUGGCCGCUUCCCAGGAGAGCCCCACGGUGCAGGCGGGAAUGCUGCUGGGCCUGUGGGUGCUCUACGCCUUCCUGAGCAGCCUGGUGGCGUCCCCGGAUCCCAGCGCCCGGCUGGACGCGGCCGUCAAGAGCCUGGAGUGGAAGGUGGAGGAGCUGCGGCGGCGCCAGAAGUUUGGGGGGCCCCGGAACCGGGAGGAUUGAGCCCCACUGAGGCUUUCCCAAAGCUUGGCUCCGUCAUCCCGAGCAUGUGUCCCCCUGCUCUGCUGAGCCCCCCGCACCUCCUGCCCUGCUUCCCGGUUCUCCCAGGGGUCCUGGGAGCCCCCCAUGCCUCUGGGAGCACCCCAAAAUCGGGGGCUGUGCCUUGCCACACAUGCUACAAGUGCCUUCACCCCAAAAGCCCCCACAAAUGUGGGAGAAGAGCUCCCGCAUUCCCUGCUGGCCUGGGAUGUUGUCCCAGCCCAGCCGGCUUGGGGUGCAGAGGGGAUCCCAUUCCCCAUCCCGGGGGCUCUGCUUGUUUUGGGGUCCCCUCACUGUCAGGGUUUGGGUUUUAAGCUGCUUUUUAAAACGGUUUUGAUAAUGUGGUUUGGAAUAAAGACGGAUUUAUCCGG